Messenger RNA from Thalassophryne amazonica, 4140 nucleotides. RefSeq names its product TGF-beta receptor type-2-like. Gene Ontology annotation, molecular function: activin receptor activity; transforming growth factor beta receptor activity, type II; activin binding. The transcript is spliced from 10 exons. Gene Ontology annotation, cellular component: plasma membrane; signaling receptor complex. The record is from RefSeq and is a predicted model, not a curated record. The coding region runs from base 149 to 1900 and encodes 583 amino acids. Lineage: Eukaryota; Metazoa; Chordata; Actinopteri; Batrachoidiformes; Batrachoididae. Gene Ontology annotation, biological process: transforming growth factor beta receptor signaling pathway; cellular response to growth factor stimulus; heart development.
GCGCUCCUACGCACAGUUUAUGCGGUUGUUUCAGCAGUGAGUCUUUGCGCACAGCGGGCGCGCACCGCUCUCACGCUGCUGCGCUUUUUUCCUUCUCUCCGCUGGACGUUUUCUCGAUGUGAAUGAGAAUCGGCACAAACUGGUGAGCAUGGAGCGACAGCGCGCGUCUUUACACUUCCACGGAGUUCUGUGCGCGUUGGUGGCCGCUGCGCUCCUGGAGCCGGGGACCAACGGUAUGCUUCCUCCUUUUGGGAUGCAUCAACUGUGUAAAUUCUGUGAUGUGGAGCCUUCAUCCUGUCAUGGUACAGGAACCUGCAUGACCAACUGCUCCAUCAGCUCCACCUGUUUGGAGAAGGACGAGGUCUGUGUCGCAAUCUGGUGGAAGAAUAGCAGCAGCUUCUAUGUGGAGACUCUGUGCCACGACCCAGCCAGGCUGCUCUACGGGCUUCUGCUGGACGACUACAACAGCUCCACCUGUGUGAUGAAGGAAAAGAACAGCACCCAUGGGACGGUCCACCUGUGCGCCUGCACGGCCGAGGAGUGCAACAACAAGCUCUUCUUCUCCCCCAUUGUGGACCCGACUGAGGAUGGCCUGAUGCUCUCAGUAAUCCUGGUGAGCCUCCUGCCGGUCCUGGUGGUGCUGCUGGCCAUUGCUGGAAUGUUCUAUUGGUACAGAGUCUAUCGGCGUCGCUUGCUCAGCCAAGAAUGGGAGAGCAGCAGUAAGAAGCGCAAACCAAAGCCUGGCGGGCUGGACUGUAGCGACGUGUGCGCCAUCAUGAUUGACGACAACCGGUCCGACAGCAGCUCCACACACGCCAACAACCUGAACCACAACACUGAGCCGCUGCCAAUAGGCCUCGACCUGCUGGUUGGAAAAGGUCGCUUUGCUCAGGUGUACAAGGCCAAGCUGAAACAAAGCACGUCGGAUCAGUUUGAGACUGUGGCUGUGAAGAUCUUCCCCUACGAGGAGUACGCCUCCUGGAAGAAUGAGAAGGACAUCUUCUCCGACACAGACCUCCGGCAUGAGAACGUUCUGCACUUCCUGACUGCUGAGGAGAGGAAGGUGGAGAAACAGUACUGGCUGAUUACAGCGUUCCACCCCAGAGGAAACCUGCAGGAGUAUCUGACCCAUCACGUGAUCAGCUGGGGGGAGCUGCAGCUGCUGGGCAGCUCUCUGGCCCGGGGUGUCGCCCAUCUUCACAGUGACCACCUGCCCUGUGGACGCCCGAAGGUGCCGAUCGUCCACCGUGACCUGAAGAGCUCCAACAUCCUGGUGAAGAAUGACGUGACGUGCUGCCUGUGCGACUUUGGUCUGGCACUCCGGCUGGACAGCUCGCUGUCUGUGGAUGAGCUCGCCAACAGCGGACAGGUGGGCACGGCGCGCUACAUGGCUCCAGAGGUGCUGGAGGCUCGGCUGAACCUGGAGAACAUUGAGUCCUUCAAACAGACAGACAUUUACUCCAUGGCGCUGGUGCUGUGGGAAAUGACGUCCAGGUGUGAAGCCAUCGGAGAGGUGAAGGAUUACGAGCCGGCCUACGGCUCCAAAGUGCGAGAGAACACCUGUAUGGAGAGCAUGAAGGACAAUGUGCUGAGAGACAGAGGACGACCAGAGAUCCCCGACAGCUGGCUCAGACACCCGGGCCUGGCGGUGAUAUGCGCCACCAUCAAAGAAUGCUGGGAUCACGACCCCGAGGCCCGCCUCACCGCCCACUGUGUGGCUGAGCGCCUCUCCGAGCUUGAGGACGAGAUGGACAAACUCUCCAGCUGCAGCUCCUCGGCAGAGAAGAUCCCAGAAGAGCUGAAGAUCUCUACAGAGGUGGAGAUCUUAGCAGAGGAGCUGAAACUGACUGAAAUACAGGACAUCCUGUCUGUGGACUGCUCUGUGAGUGAUGAGAAGUGACGGAACAAACUGAGUGGCUUCACCUUCAUGGACUCAGAGAUAUAUUUUCAGUUGACAGGAUGAUAGACGGCAGCCUUUUGGAGGAAACCACAGAGCUGAGCUCCUGCAGGUCUUUGAGCCACAGUGUCAUAGGAAACCGUAGUCCAGCGAAGACGCUUAUUAGAUUAAAAAGUCAGAAAUGUUUGCCGAUUUAACUUCAAAAGAUACCAAUGCAAUAACUCACUGUGACCAGCAGCAAAGCUAAUGAGCCAAAAAGCCAACUAAUGGACAAUUAACUGGAAAGUUCCAAAGUGAUGGUUGAUCACGGACGCAGUAACCGAAAGUCACCAAGAAGAGGUGUAACGAUGCAACUCGCUCUUCAACUGGAGCACAAGUUAGUGUAAAACCAAAACAUUUAUACUGAACUCCGACAUUUUCAUUUUGUCUGCCAACACUGCCCCCCCCCCCCCCCCAUGGUUCAUAUGGAUAUUACAACAUUGAAUUGUUUGAAACUCACAUCUUCAGCUGCUUACUCCAAUUAAGUGUCACGGGGGAAAAUGUCACACAGAAAGGCCCCAGGUGAGACUCGAUCCCACGACCUUCUUGCUGUGAGGCAACAGUGUGAACCACUAAUCCGCCGUGCUGCCUUGUUAGAAACGCCUUCAUGUAUAAUCAGUAUUCUGCAAUGAAUUACUUUUAUUACUCGUUAAUCCAAUAAUUACAUUUACAACUAGAAGGCAGUCAGAGAGCGCAAACCUCCGCCAUGGCCUCACGUUCCUGAACGCUUAAAACGUCUUCUGGAUCCAAACUAUGAUCCAGAUCAUGUUCAAAAUGAAAUCCCUCAUUUUCUAGAGCAUUAUUCAUCUGCUCAUCAAAUUUAAUCAACAUCCUCUCACAACUCUUGGAGUUAAAUGUUGCUAUGUGCCAAACAUCCUUCUGGAUCUCAGUUCUAGAAUGUAGUCCAGAAUACCUUCAAAUUUUAAUCACUCAUUUCCUGGCACAUUGUCUGUCUGUUCACCAGAUUUCAUUAAAAUCUGUUUAUUAUUGUUUUGUUUGUUUUUGUUUGUUUUGUCUGGGCACCAGAAAACACCUCUCCGUUAGCGGAGUUAAUUAAUUGGCAGUGCAUAUUUUCUUUGAAACAAACAACCUUAUUUUUUAAACCAAGUAGCACUGAGUUUGUGUGUUUAAAGGCAAUAAGCUUAAAUGUAUUUUUAAAAUAAGGCACUACUGGUCAGUUACUCUUUAAUUAGUAAUUGUGGCUCAUCCCACCGUCCAUCUCAGCCCCGCCCUCUGAAAAACAAACAAACAAACAAACAAACAGUUAACAGCAAGCAGAAACUUCAGAAGCUCUCAGAAUUAAUCACAGGUCAUCAGUGCGUCACUCGCUAAAGUCUUGAUGCCGUGAUUCAUUUUUCAGCCUCAAAAUAAAACUUUAGACUUUACACCAAACUUUAUUUGAGUGGCGCAUCAUUACACCUUGAUGGAAAAAAAAAAAAAAAAACUCAACAAAACCAGCAGCAGCUUGAAACCAAAGACUUUUGUUGUGCAUUUUAUUCCUGUGAUGCAGGACUUUGUUUUUUUGAUGUGUCCAUCAUUAAGAGGCAGUAUUUCCACCAGGGGGCAGCAGAGCUGAAUCACCUGAAACUCUUCCCUGUGUGUCGGCAGAAGAUCUUUAUCUCAUUGCUGAUUUUCACACUAGCUUCUCUGAAAUGUUUGCUGCUAUCGACGUUUUCGUUUUAUUUUUGUUGUUGAUUCAUCUAUUUCUUCUUCGUUGAUAGUCUUGUGUGGCAACAUUGCCUCCCGUGGCUGACGUGGGCGUUGCAACGUGCGGCUGUCGCUUUGAUUUUUGAGAGUGGCAUCCCGCCUGCAGUUUAAUACGAAUGUUUGUAUCGGAAUAAGUGCCUUGUUUUUAAAUCACACUUUGAGCUAAAGUGUAGACGGAGCUUUGCCGUAACACUAACGAUGAUGUGAGUUUCGUCAUCACGGCACAAAUUCACCAAUGUGUGCAGAGUUUUUACACACACAGUGUACAUAGAGGAUAACUGUACAAACUGUAAGAAUCAAAUUAGCCCCAAACACAGCGUAUUCUUGGCUACUUAAAUGCAGUAAUUAAGACUUCAUGUAUUUUUUCAAAACAUUUGUGUAUAUUUUCUUUGUAUGUUAACAGUUGUUGAGGUGUUUGUCAAAGGUCUGUACCCAGCAUUGCAUAUGUGUGACAUGUAAAAAAUUGUAAAUCUGUGAUUAAAUAAAAUAUAUUUGUG